Messenger RNA from Sorghum bicolor (sorghum), 2187 nucleotides. Its product is annotated as protein ANTI-SILENCING 1-like. The record is from RefSeq and is a predicted model, not a curated record. Bases 192 to 1772 code for a protein of 526 amino acids. The transcript is spliced from 11 exons. Lineage: Eukaryota; Viridiplantae; Streptophyta; Magnoliopsida; Poales; Poaceae. Gene Ontology annotation, molecular function: chromatin binding; RNA binding.
GCAACUGCCCUCGCCGCAUGGCAUGAUGGCAAAUCCGCCACCCUCGUCUGUUCGGUUCGUCUCCGACUCCGAAAAAAAAGGAGGGAAACACAAGAGACGCCUCCGCCAGUCCGUCGUCACAUCCUCCCUCCAUCUGCCCGGAGCAGCCCAUCCCCUCUGGUGAAGCUAUCUGUGACUGCUUAUGAUAAGCUAUGAGUGCGCCACCACCUGCCAGCGCCAGAAUGGAUGGGAAUUGUGAGAAAAUCCAAUUCUCAUGGGGGAAGUGUAUAGCUAAAGGUGUUAAAACAGGUUCACGAAUCUAUGGGUCCUUCACAUUUGACAAUGUGAAGUAUUCGUUGUAUGACUGUGUCUACCUGUUUAAGCAUGGUGAUCCUGAACCAUACAUUGGGAAGAUUAUUAAGAUUUGGGAGCAAAAUAAGGCUAAGAAAGUAAAAAUUCUUUGGUUUUUCCUCCCUGAGGAGAUUCAGAAAUAUUUAAGAGGUCCUGUGAUGGAAAAGGAGGUUUUUCUUGCUUCUGGUGAUGGUAGUGGGCUUGCGGAUAUCAAUCCGCUGGAAGCUAUUGCUGGAAAAUGCACUGUUAUAUGCAUUUCAAAAGACGAGAGGAAUCGCCAGCCUUCGCCUCAGGAACAAACAAUGGCUGAUUAUAUCUUCUAUAGGUGCUUUGAUGUUAAAAACUGCACACUUUCUGAUGAGUUGCCUGAUAAAAUCACAGGGCUGGAAGUUAAUGUUCUGCUGAAUCCAAAAGACGAGCAAGGCAUGUCCAGUGCCAGUGCAGCAAAUGUUCUGCUGAAUCCAAAUGUGGAUGAGGUUUUAGCUGCCACAUUCACUGCUCCCUGUUCAGUCACUAAAGAGGAUGAUGAAAGUCUGGCUACUGCAAUUCCCCUUCCUCAGGCAUCAGUUAAGGAGGUGGAUGAAAAUCUGCCUGCUGCUAUUCUCCUUUCACAGUCUGUGGUCAAGAAAGAGGAUAAGAAAUCAAUAGCUGCCAUUCCCCUUUCUCAUUCAGCAGUCAAGGAUGAAAACCAAGUUGUUUUGGCUCCCCAUCCACAGUUAUCAGUUACGGUCAACAUUCUGAAACAAAAAGAGUCACAGAAAGCUCAUGCUGGCGAGAGGCCACGAAAAAAGUUGAAAUUAUCCCAAGAAGCUACAGGGCAGGACAUAGUCCCAUCUAUUACUGACAAAAGACCUGCGCAAGCUGACAGAAGCACUUGGUUUAAAUUUCGAUGGGAUGACAAAUUUCUACAGAGGGCUGAUAAGCAGGGGACACUUGUAUAUAUUCAAAAUCUUGAUACUCAGUUUGGAGGUGCUGACUUAGAGGAGCUGGUUCGUGAAGCACUACAGCUAAGUUGCAUUGCCAAGCCCAUUAACCACCCCACCUGUGAUGAUCCAAACAACGGAAAAGCAUAUGCUAUAUUCAGGACUAAAAAUGAUGCUGAUGUGGCUAUUUCAAAAAUCAAUUCAGGCUUGGUUGUUGGUGGAAGACCACUCUACUGCAGCAAAGGUUUACUCAAGGUUCCAAAAUCUUCAGGAACUCUUGUUGGGCACUUGACCUUACGCAAUAUUAAAAUUGGUAAAAGACAGCGAGAAGAGCAGAGGAAGUCUGUAUUGACGUCACAUUGCUCUCAGCCCAACACGAUAGAGUAUGAGAUGGCCUUGGAGUGGAUGAUUCUAAAAGAAGAACACAGGAGAAAAAUCAGGAAACUUCACGAGAUGCAUAGAGAUCACAGGAAAGGGUUUGCAAGUAUGGGCAGCAAGAGUGCAAGGAUAGAGAAGUAGCAGGCUGGUUCUUGUGCCAUAUCAGAUGGAGGCCUUCGUAAUUACCACUUGAUGAUGGACAAGUUUCAUAUGUGGAAGACGGUUGUGCACAGGUUUUUUUUUCUUUUGUUUGCAGCUGAACUCAUUUCGUGUACUAAGUGCACCAUACGUUGACUGCUGAUGUUAAUUCUCCUUAGGAAUGGAAAGGAGCAAAAAUCGCAGGACAGCCUUAGAAAUUAGAAUAGCCUAGGCAGGAUCCGUUGCAGCAAGUUUGAUGACGUGCGUACCAAUGGGUUCCUUUUUUUUAAUGACGUGCGUACGAGCAACACCAAGAGGUCUGUUUGAUUAUAGGGUUUGUUUGGUUGGUGACCAAAAGCUGCCAUGCUAAGGCCUUGUUUAGUUUGCAAAAAUUUUCAAGAUUCUCUGUCACAUCGAA